Molecule: messenger RNA, 3129 nt
Organism: Chelmon rostratus (copperband butterflyfish)
Lineage: Eukaryota; Metazoa; Chordata; Actinopteri; Chaetodontiformes; Chaetodontidae
Product: E3 ubiquitin-protein ligase TRIM39-like
Exons: 7
Coding region: 106-1713 (535 amino acids)
Molecular function (GO): zinc ion binding; protein binding
Source: RefSeq, a predicted model, not a curated record
CAGGAUUGUCUGUAGUGCCGUAAUUACUGCGUGUGGUCUCUCAUGUGAGAGACAGUUUAGUCAUUUUUAAUUUACAGAAGAGCUACAGAGAGUCGGAGACUCAUAAUGUCAGCAUUCAGCGUCCUCGCUUCCUUGCCGGAGAAUCAUUUCCAGUGUUCGAUCUGUCUGAACGUCUUCACUGACCCGGUCACCACACCAUGUGGCCACAACUUCUGCAAAACCUGCCUGAGCGAGGUCUGGGACAACAGCGAUUCCUGCCGGUGCCCGGCGUGUAACAAAAGGUUCCACAUGAGGCCCGAGACCUCCACCAACGAGGUGCUCGAGGAGAUUUCGGUCCAAGUAAAGAGGAGGAAAGUGGAGGUGCCGGAAAUGGCCGCCGCGCCGUGGCAGGUGAAGUGCGACCUGUGCACGGGGGUGAAGCUCCGGGCCCUGAAGUCCUGCCUCGCGUGUCUGACGUCGUACUGCGAGGCCCACCUGGAGCCUCACCAACGGGUCCCGUCCCUGAUGAGGCACAAGCUGAUUGAGCCGGUGGACGACCUGGAGAUGAGGAUGUGCGGGAAGCACGAACGGCUCCUGGAGCUUUUCUGCAGGGACGAGCAGGCGUGCAUCUGCCUGCUGUGCGGCGAGACGGACCACAAACACCACGACACGGUGCCCGUUGAAGAGGAAGGGGCUCGACAGAAAGAAAACAUUGAGUCGAAGAAAGAAAAGAUCAAAAUUAUGAUUGAGGACAGAAUGGAAAAGAUGAAGGAAUUCACUGACUCUUCUGAAAUUAGCAGAGAAAAAGCAAACAAAGAGAUGGAUGACAGCGACCAGCUCUUCAAUGCGCUGGUGAAUCGCGUACAAGACGCCCACGCUAGCCUGCGACGGAACAUCGAGGAGAAGCUCCGAAAAUCACAGGACAAAGACAGAGCCAUGAUCGAAGAGCUGCAGGGGGAAAUCACCCAGCUGCAGAGGAAGCAGUCUGAGCUGGAGGAGCUCUCGCGAAGUGACGACCACCUUCACCUUCUGCAGACUUUGCAGGCCCUGAGCCCAUUUGUCACCAAGAACUGGUCCAAGAUCAGGGUUUACUCAGACCUGUGUGUGCAGACGGCGAGGAGAGCCAUGAAUCAUCUCGUGUGCACGUUUCAGGCCGAACUGAGAAAUCUGACAGAAACGGAACUGACCAGGAUGAGACAAUAUAAAGAGUCCGUCACCUUCGACCCGGCCGUGGCAGGCGGCUGCCUUGUGGUGUAUGAGUCGGGGAAACGUUUGAAGUACUUCAAAAAUGCAAGCUCUCCAUCGUCGGACGACUUGGAGAGGUUCAAAUGUCCCAUGAUUUUAGGGAGGAAGGCCUUCACCUCUGGGCGCCACUACUGGGAAGUCCAAGUGGGCCUGAGAACCGACUGGGAUGUCGGUGUCGCCAAAGAGACGGUAAACAGAACAGGGAUGGUCACCGUGAAAAAAGAAAAUGGCUUCUACGCCAUAGGAAAGAGUGGUUUUGAUUAUAAAGUUCAAUGUACGCCCUACACAGCCCUCCACCUGUGUCCCAGGCCGAGAAACAUAGGAGUCUAUGUGGACUACAUGGAAGGCAGAGUCUCUUUCUAUGACGUGAACAGGAAGCUGCACAUUUACUCUUUCACAGGAGAGUCUUUCACAGAGAAACUCUUCCCGUACUUCUAUCUGUACAGCAGGGCCAAGAAAUCCGAGCCUUUGGCUAUUACCUUUGAGUGAGAUCCAGCAUCGUUGCUUUCUCUCAUUCAGGAAAAAAGCUAAAGAGUAACUGAACAGUAUGAAGGUCAAACCAAAGGUCCUCGAGAAUGAAACCCUUCAAAACCAGCAUAUCCUGAAAGGUUCCCAAAAAGACCCCGUCGUUACUGUUGCUACGCCUGUCAACCUUCCACUUCUUGCAUGUAGCGUUGCCUAUUUAGCGACUUUCAGGCUACGUUUGUUGACUUUUAAGACCCUUUUAGUUACUUUUUUCGAAAAAGCAUCAAGCGACAAAUGUGGCCACUCUUUAGACAGACUAUAAGUCCUUUUCCUUGAGCAGAGUCGCCAUAUUUCUCAGCAAAACUUGGAAAAAGACUUCCUCAGUUUCACAAAAAAAAGUUUUUAUGCCCACUUGAGAUGUUUUUUGUCAUUUUUGACAUGAAACAAAAGAAGAAGCCAUUUCCACAGAUUAAAGCGUCUCAUCAUCGCCUCACACAGAUCUGAUGUAACCUUCCUCAGAUUUCUACAUUCUUUUACUCAUUUAAUGGCAUCAUCUUGUUGCGCCAUCUUGUACUGCAACGCUAUCAAGGUUUUCUGGGAGAAUUGGCGCCACCUACUGCUCAUCUCAAUGAACUAACUCCUGAUAAUGGCAUAGUGGAUGGAAACAAGCAUUCACACUCGUUCUCUUUUCACAGUUUGUCUUGAAAUUUGGUUUAACUUUGAGAUGCAUUUGGAGGCAAACUCAGCUACCCGCCUUCAGUGAGUUCAGUCAACCAAUCAGCAACCAGAUAAAAAACGGGAAACGAGGUGUGAAUGUGGGGACCUGACGACCAAACCCUGACCUCCAUUGUUUGUCUGCGAAACAUCUCCUUUGUUUUUGUUUGAAAUGAUUUAAGUCGACAAUUUAAGUUUCCUUUGUUUUUAGAGACAGUUUGACUUCAUAUUAUUAAAUUUUCAUAACAGAGUGACGGCUGAGGUAUGAACAGCGAUGUGUUUACUUACAGUCGUACAUACUAAACUUCCUCUGGAGGGCGAUGCAUUCACAUACUGACAUACAUACAGGAGUGACUUUGCUGAGUAAAAAGCAUGAAUGAACAUAUUGACAGUGAUAAAUCUAAUAUUACACAGAGGAGAGCCACUCUCUCUUUUUAUUUGAUGCAACCUGUAACUCCGUCACCUAAUGUAGCUAUAACGUAGCUAACGAUGUGCUCCUCAGCCUGUGAGCUGUAAGCUGUUUAGCUGGGACUGCAGCUGAGCUGAGAAAAGAAAAACACUGUUUAAUUCAUCACAUCUGCUUCAACUCUUCCUCUCUGUGUGGUUUGUAGUGCCCAAAAAAAAAAAAAACAGAAGUGAUUUUGCAAUACUGUCAUGACAUGACAAAAUGUCUUUCUUUUAUUCAGAUGCCGUUCUAUGAACUUGUCUUCAUUAGAAUAAAGGUGA